Molecule: messenger RNA, 3588 nt
Organism: Octopus sinensis (East Asian common octopus)
Lineage: Eukaryota; Metazoa; Mollusca; Cephalopoda; Octopoda; Octopodidae
Product: methylcrotonoyl-CoA carboxylase beta chain, mitochondrial
Exons: 17
Coding region: 560-2245 (561 amino acids)
Biological process (GO): L-leucine catabolic process
Cellular component (GO): methylcrotonoyl-CoA carboxylase complex; mitochondrion
Molecular function (GO): methylcrotonoyl-CoA carboxylase activity
Source: RefSeq, a predicted model, not a curated record
CCUGUUUGACUUUGCCAAUCCGCAUGGCAAAGACAUCCGGCGAGGGUUUCACAUCGAAGGAGAACCUGCCUGGGACAUAAUUAAGGUCCCCAACACACACACGCAUAUAUAUAACACAACGAUAUUAUAUUACCUACUCUACUAGCUACCCCGAUCCCUCUGUGCCACCUGUAAAUACCCUAUAUAUAUAUAUAUAUAUAUAUAUAUAUACACACAUAUAAAAUAGAACAUUAAUUGGGCGAGCACCUUGCCCUGUCUCUCUCUUACACAUAGACAUAAUCUAAUAUAUUUUUUAUACAUUAUAUUAUAUUAUACACCGUACAGGCUGUCCCACCCCCCUCUAUGCCACCUGUACACAAGCUGUAGAUAUAUGUGUAUAUAUAUUAUAGGACACUGCUCGGCUAUCGUGAAGGACCUUGCCCUCCCUUUGCGGUUAUAAACAUACUUACUUAAACACGUAUAUACAUAUCUAUUUACACACACACACUGUAUAUAUAUAUACAGAGAGAGAGAGAAGUAUUAUUGAAGUUGUGUGACGUGGUGGCUCUCAUCCUUCGUCAUGCUUCGACCCGGCCUUCUCAAGAUCUCGGGUGCCAUAUGCACCGUGUGUCGCAGAUUGAAGUACACGGACAAACUCGGAGUGAUUGGUACCCGGCCUGACCAUGGGUCCUCCGACUACCAGAACAACUAUUCCAGCAUGAAGGAGCAAGUGAACUUAUUGAAAUCGAGGAUUUCCAAAAUCGUUCAAGGUGGUGGAGAGAAGGCCAGAUUACGACAGACAUCUCGUGGAAAGAUGCUCCCCAGAGACCGUAUCAACACAUUGCUAGAUUCUGGGUCUCCAUUCCUAGAACUGUCACAGUUGGCAGGCUAUGAACUGUAUGGCAACGAAGAAGUCCCUGCUGGUGGUAUCAUCUGUGGUAUAGGACGUGUCUCUGGUGUUGAGUGCAUGAUUGUUGCCAACGACCCCACAGUGAAAGGCGGCUCCUAUUACCCCAUUACAGUGAAGAAACAUGUCAGAGCACAAGAGAUAGCACAACUGAAUCGCCUGCCCUGCAUAUACCUAGUUGAUUCUGGUGGUGCCAACCUACCUCGCCAGGCCAAUGUGUUUCCGGACAGAGACCAUUUCGGUCGGAUCUUCUUCAACCAAGCCAACAUGUCUUCACUAGGAAUUCCACAGAUUGCCAUAGUCCUGGGAAGCUGUACGGCUGGUGGUGCCUACGUCCCUGCCAUGGCUGAUGAGAGCGUCAUUGUGCGUAAACAGGGCACGAUAUUUUUGGCAGGCCCACCCUUGGUGAAAGCUGCCACGGGAGAGGAAGUCUCCGCAGAAAACCUUGGGGGAGCAGAUUUGCAUUGUGGAAAAUCUGGUGUGACUGACCACUAUGCCCAAGACGAUGGCCAUGCCCUACACAUUGCUCGCAGGAUUGUCUCCAACCUGAAUUAUAUGAAGAAGCCUAAUGUGACCAUCACUGAGGUAGAGGAACCUGUCCAUCCAGCUGAUGAACUCUAUGGCCUUGUGGGUAGCAAUUUGAAGAAGAGUUUUGAUGUCAGAGAGGUGAUUGCCAGGACUGUGGACGGAAGUAGGUUCGAUGAGUUCAAGUCCAUGUAUGGGGAUUCCAUUGUCACUGGUUUUGCACGUAUCUGGGGUUACCCAAUUGGAAUCCUUGGAAAUAAUGGAGUCCUUUUUUCAGAAUCAGCCCUAAAGGCAACACAUUUCAUUGAGCUCUGCUGCCAGAGAGGUAUUCCACUCUUGUUCUUACAGAAUAUCACAGGUUUCAUGGUCGGCCGUGAGGCAGAGAUUGGAGGAAUUGCCAAAAAUGGUGCCAAGAUGGUAACAGCUGUGGCCUGCGCCAAAGUACCCAAAAUUACAGUCAUAAUUGGUGGCAGUUACGGCGCAGGAAAUUAUGGAAUGUGUGGACGAGCUUACAGCCCUCGUUUCCUCUACAUGUGGCCCAACGCCCGCAUCUCGGUGAUGGGAGGAGAGCAAGCUGCCAACGUCCUGGCACAGAUUACAAGAGAACAGAAGAAGCGGGAAGGCAAAGAGUGGUCAACAGAAGAAGAAGAGGCCCUGAAAGCACCUGUGAUCCAAAAAUAUGAAGCUGAGGGCAGCCCUUACUUUUCCAGCGCAAGACUCUGGGACGAUGGUGUGAUAGAUCCAGUGGACACUCGAACCGUUAUUGGUCUCAGCCUAAGUGCAGCUCUCAACUCUCCGGUCAUGCCAACCAACUUCGGAAUCUUCCGGAUGUAAAUUAUGUAUUUCAGGUGGGUGGGGGGACUGAAACCCACAAAAAAUGAAAAAAAAAAGAAGAAGGGGAAGAGGCACAAAUGAGUGUAUGUUUAUGUGUAUAUAUAGGUGUGUGUGUGUGUGUUGAUGCAGUAUAGACCUAUUUGUAGUAAGAUCGUACCCCUCUCAAUCUGACCCCUUUUCUGUCUAAUCUAAUCAAAAAUGGAUAUCUCGCUUUGCUUCAGAAUUAUUGUUUGGGUCACAAGAUCUUUAAUGGCUUUGAAUAGCAGAGGCAUGAACCUCGCUACUUCCCACGUCUUCUCGCACCUUCCAUUCCUCCACCACGCACACAUUCCCUGGCCAGUCCUCACCUUCCCGUUCUUUGCCGUUGCCACCACGAAAUAAAGACAGUGUGUGAUUUCAGAUGUGAUAUGGCUGUUGUUUCUAGCAGAUUAUGUAACCAUAUAUAGCCUACUUCUUUGGGGUUUUUUUUCAAAAAUUUAUGACAUCACAAGGGUGUUUAUAUUUAUGACAUUACUGGUGUAUUUGUGACAUCACAGUUCUGUUUUGAUAUAGGACCCCACUGGUUUUAGCCCUUAGUGUAUAAACCAGCCAUAUCUAGCCCCAGUAUUCCACCUGUCUUAAGUUCAACAUUUGUCCUAAACCAGGACUGCCAUGUUAUGUUGGCAAACAGUCUUUACUAUGAGGGUCACAACCUUUCCAUGUGAGAUGUCAUAGCUAUCUUUACACAACAACUAGUUAAACAAACACAUUUAGAUUCCAAAGGUCAUGACCAGGAUUUUUGGAGCUGUGACCCCACCUUUAGAAUAUGACCUCAUAUAAGAGGUCAUUAUGAUCUUUGUGAGGUUAUGACUUUGUUUUGAAGUCAUAAGUACAUGCACAAAGUCAUAAGCUUGUUUUUGCAGCUAUGACCUCCAUGUCAUUUCAGUCUAUGCCCCCCAUAUAUGAAGUCAUAAUAUCAAUCAUAAAGUUAUGAUUUUAUAUUUUAAAAUUAUGACCUCAUGUUACAAGUUAUGAUCCCAUGCAGGGGUCACCACUGCAUGCAUAAGGUCCUAUGUCUGGACCUCUGACCUUGUACAAAAGGUCAAUGUAUUUGGGAUUUUUUUUUAUUUUUCUUAUUUUAUUUAUUUAUAUAUUUUAGUUGGUUUUUUUUAUUGUUUUUGGAAACUUUUCAAUAAUUUUGCAGAAUAUUUGUUUUUGAAUAUUGGAAUCGGGUCAGAUUGAACUGGGGUCCCCUAGGUUAUGGGUGCUAAAACUCAUGUUAAUAAUGUUUCUGUUAUUGCAAAAGGGAAAAAAAAAAAGAAAAUAAAAAUAAAAAACUAGUAAAUAAAUCACUUGACAUAUUU